AUGGAAACAAUAUAUCAAUGUAAAUAUAGAUUGAUACUAGAAUGAGACUUAAGAGUUUGCGAUAUCUUUGCUUAGUCCCCUAGCCUUGGAAUGAAUCACAAAUCUACUUAUUAAUCAUCAUUUGGUGGUUUUACUUCAAUAGCAACAAUCUUUCUUGUGUUUAUAUUUUUUUCAACCAAUUUUAUCGAUUAUUUGGCUGGAAAAAAUAUAAUAACUAAGCAAACGUAAGUUUAUGAUAACAACCUUUCGAAUCUGUAAUUAGAUGACUAAGAUUUUAUGAUGGCAUUAGGAAUUGAACAAAAUAACUUUAUAAAUCAAGCAUAUUUUACAAUAAAUUUAUAGUAGAGGUACUAAAUUAGAAGAUUAUGUAGAGAGUAUCAAAGACUUCCUAAUGGUACAUUUAUAAAAAAAAUUACAUAACUUCCUUUAGUUCCAUGUACUUUAGAGCGUUUCUAGUCAAUUUAUUAGCGCUAUGGAAAAAAUUUUACAGAAGACUUUGAUAGACUUUAACUAAAGAACUUGUUUUGUCCUUAGUAUUUAUAAUUAAUAUGAUAUAGAAAUUAAGUAAGAAUGAAUAUUGGAGGAACAUUUACAUGUAACAAAGUGUUAUUAUUUAAGCUAAUAAUUUUAACUUUCUUAAAAUCGAAGUUACUCCUUGCAAAUAAAGUACAUAAACAGAUAAUAAUUGUGCAUCAGAUGAUGAUAUAAAAGAAUAGUUAAAAGAGAAUGGAAAUUUCAAAGUAUAGGUAUAUCUAAUAAAUAAAGUAAAUUGUUAAUUAUCAAUUAAAAAUAGGUAAUCAAUCCUAAUAAAAUUGGAUCUGAUUACAUAUCUGUAUACUUAGAUGAUCAAAGUUACCUAACUUUUGUUCCAAAAUAAAUAAACAAAUAUGCAAACAUAUACUUCAGAUAAUAUUAGUUCUAAAAUAGUUUCGAUUUUUAUCCAUUUAAGUAUGAACAUCAUUGUGAAUUUGAAGUGAGGAUCAAAAUUUGAAUUUCAUAUCAAUAGAUAAUACAGAGACCAAAGAAAUAACUGAUUUAGGAAGAGAUUCUGAUACUAUUUAUGCAGCAUUCUAUAUUCGUAAAAGUCCGAUUACAAUUUUGGUUGAAAGAAAGAAUUAAAGUAUAACUGAUUUGCUAUCUAAAUUGGGUGGUUUACUAUAGAUAUCUUUAAUUGUUAUGGGAUUCAUAAUAACAGCGUAUAAUAAAAUAACAAGUUAGUGUUUGUUAUAAAUUACGUAGUGCUUGUUGAAUUAUCAAAUAAGAUUUAUGAGUUUAGUCCUGAUAUUGAAGAGUAGAAUAAAUAGCAUUAAUAAAAUCUAAAACUUAUAGAUAAUGCUUAUGAAGAUAAAUAAUUCAGACAAGAAUAUUAUGUAAAUAGGGAAGGCUAAUAACAACAAGUUCCUAAUAGUGAAAUCAAACAUAAAAGCAAAAUUCUACGUCUUUUUGGAAAAAGUUAGCCUGAUAAACAUAUUAUGUUGAUCGAUCGACCAACAACUGAAAAUAAUGAGUAUGCAAAUUAAGGUUAAAAUGAAAAUGAAGAUAAGAGUAAUUAAAUUACAUAGUAGGCAAUAAAGGAUCACAAUAUUUUAGCUUAAAAGCUUAAUUGUAUAAGUGGAUUAGAUUACUUCAAAAAGUAAAUUAAUCUUAUCUUAAAUCGAUCGUAACCAUUGAGGUUUAAUUUUAAGAUAUUUUUAAAUCAAUUGUGUUUGAGAAAGGCCUUCUCAAAUUCACUUUCGGUUCUAUUUUAUAAUUAAGCAGUGUAUAAAUUUUCAUUUAAUAAAAGUGACAAAAUAAAUGAAUAAUUAGAUGUUUUUAACAUUUUGACAAAAAUGAGUGAAAUAGAUAAAUUAAAAGAUAUUCUUCUAACAAAUUCUUAAUAAUUACUAUUUGAUUUUGCAUCAAAACCAAUUAUUUCAAUGAUGGAGGAAAAAGAAAUGCCUUUUUCUAGAACUUUUUUGGAAGAGAGAGCUAGAAGCACGUAAAUAUUUAAUAAUAAUAAUAAUAAAGAAACGGGACUAUUAAAAAAAAAAGAACCCGAAAAAGUUAGAUAGUUUAAUAAAAUUAAAAAUCCUUCUUUCGAAGUUAAAGUCUAGAUCGAGACAACAGAAUAUAUAAUAGAAUCUAUAGAGUAAUUUAACAAAUAAAAUAGGCAUAUGAUUUGAUAUUAUAAUAAAGUGCUGAUUAGCAUCCUUAACAUGAAGUAAAUAGAAAAUUGAUCAAGAAAUUAGGAGAUGAAAUGUAAGCCAUUUUUAAAUUGUCUAAAUUACUUGAUUUUGAUGGAAUCAGAAGAUUGAGAGCUAAUUCAAAUAUUGAUUAAAUUUGUAGGAAUACUUAAAAUGCUCCUGAAGAGAUAAUGAGCAAGUGA
This is a messenger RNA of Paramecium sonneborni, 2365 nucleotides long. NCBI's taxonomy places the organism in Eukaryota, Ciliophora, Oligohymenophorea, Peniculida, Parameciidae. The record is from the annotation of a GenBank genome assembly.